Molecule: messenger RNA, 1287 nt
Organism: Psylliodes chrysocephalus
Lineage: Eukaryota; Metazoa; Arthropoda; Insecta; Coleoptera; Chrysomelidae
Source: the annotation of a GenBank genome assembly
CAGCAACGAAACCGUUAUGUCAAUAUCCGCAUUUGCGUCAAAACACGAUUUUAAACAGUCACAUUUUCAGAAUUAUUAUUUCUUAAGAAUAUACACAAUUAAAAAAAACUACCAAAAAUGUCCAUAAUAUUAAUGACCCACCACGAUGAAAACAUCUACGAUAUCUUCAAAAGUCAAACCGAAGCCAAAAAGCAAAUUAAACUGAGAUACAAAACUGAAAAGGACCAAGUCAAAGUUCACAGACCCGAAGUGAUCGUGCCAAAAAAGAAAUAUGCGAUAAUGGGAGUCGCUAACUUGGAACUACCGGAUCCACAUAACUUCCUCAAAAAAGGCUCAGGGGAACCUUGUUACGUAAAAGUUACUGGACCCAAAGAACGAUCGAAAUGCUGUUUAGCUCACAAACGUGACGAAGUACCCAAAACGAAAGAAGUGGUUAAGCUGUACAAUCCUCCGAAAGAGGACAAAGACUUCGUCGUCCACAAUAUCAAUAAAAUCAAGGACCAACCAGCGAAAGAACCCGAACCUUAUCUGGUUCUGGAUAAAUUCGGCAACAAGGAACCGAUUAGCGUUCUGGAACCGUUGUACGUGAAAAUGAAACCUUACGGGAAAACGCCAGCGUACUUGAAAAAGUUUAUGAGACAGAAAGAGAAGGAAUAUCAGUUAAAGAAAGACACUAUCGGAGCUUCGCAGCCCAUUUGUAGAUACGUUACUAGGCAUAGAAGAAAGGAACUGCUCAAUGGACUGAAACAAAAUUGGGAAGAGUUGCAACUACAGUACCAAGCUCAGUCGAUUUAUACGGAUACUCUUCCGAAAAUAUUGAGAAAAUCCAAAAUCGAAAAUCAACUGAAGCAGCUGGAACGAGACAUCGUCCUUUUGGAAAGACAUCCUUACAUUUACGUCUACGAGGAUAACGAAAUACCGUAAAAUCGGAACACUCAAGUUACUCUUUGGAGGGAAGGUCAAAAUUUAUUUUAAGAUCAAAGUUAGGAGCGUAAUUUUACUUUAGAAACGGAAUAUGGUUUAAAAUUUUAUAGGAGAUUCUAUAAUAUUCAAAAUAUGUAAUAGGUAAUUGUUUAUCAUCCAAUCUACAAACAAAAGAGCUGAUUUUUUAAAUUCAUUUUAUGAUUAUACAUUUAAGAAUGAGAACAUUCUUAUGGCUAAAUUUAGACAUCUAACUAUGUAGAAAAACGGUAUCCAAAAAAUAUUUCAAUAAAAAAAAUAUAUUGGAGGGGAUAAUAUGAUAUUGUCAAAUUAAACUACAAAAAUAAAGUUCUAUAUCCACUGCUC